AUGGGCUACACUUGUGCUCAGGCCUCCUUGGUCGCCUUUUUCAAGUUCAUCAACACCUUCAUAUCAUGGCACAAGCUGCCGCCUCUCAUUGGAGCCCUGAAUCUCCUGGCUCUUCGAGAUGAGCUGCGCGAGAAGAACUUGGUCGACACAUAUCCCUCGGAGCAGUUCCAGGGUCCUGCACAGAGCGAUGUGUUGACCGACACCAAAUUUAUCUGUGCCCGCAACUCCGAUGGGCUUUACAAUGAUCUGGACAAGCCCAAGAUGGGCUGCAGAGGAAUGCGAUUCGGUCGCAACGUCCCGCGAAAGUUCACUGAAAAGCCAAGCGAUUUCGACCUGAUGCACCCAGAUCCACGACUCAUCAGUCAGAAGCUGCUCCAGAGGACAGAGUUCCAAGGCGCCUACAUUGUCAAUCUCCUCGCCGCUGCCUGGAUUCAGUUUCAGGUGCACGACUGGGCACAGCAUACGAAUAGCAAAACCAAAUUCCACGAGAUCAAGCUCAAGUCGGAUGACCCAUGGCCGGACCACCCAAUGAAAGUCGCCAAGACGGUACAGGAUGAGGUACUGGAUGAUCAGGAUCGCAAGUAUCCCGCUUACGCCAAUGAGAACACUCACUGGUGGGACGCUUCGCAAAUCUACGGGUCCACUGAAGCAGAGACACGGCUUCUUCGCAGCAAACAUGACGAUGGCACCAUGGACGUUGAUCGAUUCCAAGGCGAACAAUUCUUGCCACGAGGCGUUGAUAACAUUCCCUUGACAGGCUUUAACCAUAAUUGGUGGCUCGGUCUGGAGCUACUACACACUCUCUUCGCCUUGGAACACAAUGCGAUCUGUAGCAUGCUCAAGACCAAGAAUCCGAGCUGGACUGGAGAUGAACUUUUUGAUGUAGCUCGACUGAUCAAUUGUGCCCUGAUGGCGAAAAUCCACACCAUUGAAUGGACUCCAGCAAUUUUGCCACAUCCGACCUUGGGCAUUGGCAUGAAUGCCAACUGGAGUGCUUUCACCGGCAUUCCAGAAUCUGGCACAGACCAAGGCAAAGCACCGUACUGCCUGACCGAAGAAUUCGUAUCAGUCUACCGCCUCCACUCUCUCCUUCCCGACGACGUUGCAUUCUUCAAUCUCAAGACCGGCACCCACACCCAAACCGUCCCGAUCGAACAGGUCUCCUUCGAACACGCCCGCUCCCAAUUCGAUCCUCAAGACAAGUCCAAGCAGCUUGGCUUCACCGACGCCUUCUACUCUUUCGGAAUCAAUUAUCCAGGCGCCAUUCGCAUCAACAACAUGCCCAAAUUCCUUCGCGACCUCAAGAAGCCCGACGGAGAACACCUCGACAUGGGAGCCGUCGAUGUCCUUCGAGACCGUGAGCGAGGCGUGCCCCGGUACUGCCAGUUCCGCCGUCUCUUCCACAUGUCAGCACCCAAGAAUUUCGAAGCUUUGACGGGAGGUGACAAGAAGCUCGCAGUCGAACUCUCACAAAUCUACGAAGGCGACGUCGAAAAGGUCGAUCUCCUCAUCGGUUGUCUCUGCGAGCCUUUGCCCCAAGGAUUUGGCUUCUCCGAGACUCAAUUCCGAGUGUUCAUCUUGAUGGCAAGUCGGAGAUUGAAGAGCGAUCGUUUCAUCGCAAGCGAUUUCAAACAAGAGAUGUAUACUCGCGAGGGCAUUGAAUGGGUCCAGAGCAAUACCAUGAGAGACGUCCUCAUCAGGCACUUUCCGGAUCUGCGAGGUCCCUUGCGAGAUGUCAAGAAUGCUUUCGCGCCUUGGGGCAAGGUUGGCAAGAGUGGUGAGCAUUUUGGCAAGGAGGUCUCUACGAGAGAUGAGCUGGAGAAGGCUGGAUUGCUGAGCUUACUCAAGUGA
Pseudocercospora fijiensis CIRAD86 is the source of this 1851-nucleotide messenger RNA. RefSeq lists its product as uncharacterized. NCBI's taxonomy places the organism in Eukaryota, Fungi, Ascomycota, Dothideomycetes, Mycosphaerellales, Mycosphaerellaceae. The record is from RefSeq and is a predicted model, not a curated record. The coding region runs from base 1 to 1851 and encodes 616 amino acids. Gene Ontology annotation, molecular function: peroxidase activity; oxidoreductase activity, acting on single donors with incorporation of molecular oxygen, incorporation of two atoms of oxygen; heme binding. The transcript has 3 exons. Gene Ontology annotation, biological process: response to oxidative stress.